UCCCUCCACCCCGCCCCCAGCGAGAACCGAGCUGCUCCCAUCCUUGGAACCAAUCCCUCUCUCCCGCCCCCCGCCCCAAACGAGCCCCCCACGCACAACCCCAGUCCCUGGGACGAGCCUUCUGCCGGGUCUCCCCACCUUUAGCUGGGGGAGGGGGACAGGUUGGGGGGCGGGGAGCAUGCAGGGCACGAAGUGAAAGUCUUUGCCUCCCCUGCGCGGUCCUUCCUCCCCAACACGCCAGCUCCCUUCUAUCCUGACCACGGAGUCCUCCACCACCCCCUUUUCUCAAUCGCAGCUGCCUGGUCAGCACCACCUCUUGCGAGCAUUCUGAGCCCCAACUUUGCAAUAAGAUGGUAAAAGAUGGAAAUCCUGAAAGCUGCGAGUUUGGUUUGGGUUUUUUGUUUUUUUAGUGCAAUGAAUGGGGAGUAGUUCUUUGAGCACCCAUUUAUUCACAUCUUCUCUUCCUCUGGACUGCCUCCCUGCCCUCCCCUCCCCCCCAAAUCUGGAUGCUUGUCUGCUGGAAAAGGCGCGAUUACCUCUCUUCCUCUUCUGCCCAAGUCCAGGCGCUAAGACCUAAUAUUCUUUUCAGCCACACACAUACCACACUAAGUCUUCUUGAUGUUCUUGCAUUCCCCCGUUCCUCUGGACAGUUCUUGCCAUAACCCCAUUUCUCAGACAAAGGCUUAGGAGGGAAAAAGAAGCAAACUGUUUCCUGUGUUUGCCAUUUUAAUGCUGUCCAUCCCCACAGACCCAAGCCCUUUCCCUGAUGCUUCUUGUGCCAGUGUCUUGAACCUUCAGAAUGAAAGGGGGGAAAAAAUCUCCUGGGUAGCUUGAUAGAGUUUCUUUAUAAAUCUGCAUUGUUGCUUCUGGUUUAUGGCCAUGAAGAAAAUACCAGCCCCCACCCAAAAUGCACCGCAGCCAAGUCGGCUAAAGGCGAUGAGUGUUGGAGUCAGUAGGGGGCGCAUUCCCUGCACUGGGUAAGGCUGCAGAGGGGGGAAGGGCCCCAGAGCUAGAACAGGAUGUGCUUCACAGCGCCUUCUACAGACCAUGGGAAAAUGGACCCAGCAAGACACUCUGACACUCUUAGUUGGUGAGCUGACAGCAACAUGGUGAAGGAUCAAGUGAGUCAAGAGCAGUGAUUUUAUUUCUUUUAAAGUAUCCACCCUGCACUUUAGAAGUUUUCUCUUUUGACUUUUUCAAAGUGUUGACCCUUAAGCAAUCCACAUUUGUUCUUGACGAAUCACCUUGGCACAUCCUUGGUACACAGAUUCCCCCUUCUCUGGAAUUCUUCCGCCUUAAGCUUUGAAUGUGUCACCAUAUCUUUCCAAGGUCAGAUGGUAAAGGGAAAAAUGCAAAACCUGAGAGUAGCAGGUUUGGGGGAGUAUUGUUGAUUUCAUUCCUUCUUCAUGGCCCCAUGUCUUUUCAACUCUUUGAGAGUUCAAAAAUCCUUGAGGGAUGUUAGAUUUUAGUGGGGGAGUAAUUUUCAUAAGCGUGUAGAUGGGUGUCAUGAUUUGCAAAGCCUUGUUGGUAAACAUCAAGACCAUGUUGAGUUCUCCGCUGUUAAACUCAACCGAGUUGAUUGUAAACUUUCCCUUCUUUCCAACCUUGGACUUGAAAUUGCCAUUCGUUAGCCCAGUAGCCAACCGCCUUUGCAAAAGCAUUGACACCAGUCUUCUGUGAGCACCCACCUUCUUAGGGUGAGUUGAUUUCUGUAGAUUUUACUCCUCUUGUUAUUUCCAUAGGUGUGAGAUGCACAAUGCGAAACCUAGGCCCCAGCUUUUGCACCAUGAUGCACAGGGUUGUACUUUUUGUACUGAACUGAUAGGUGGCCUAGUGGUUAUGCCCUGUACUACCAUUUUGAGGAUCUGGACUCCGUUCCUGCCUUGCUCUUUGGACCACAUUGUCAAUUCACACCGAAACUAUGUUCCAACUUCCUGUCAACAAUCUUGGCAGUUUAAGAAAAGCCCGGAAAACUGUGAAAAAAAUACUUAGUGACAUUGGGUUGGAAUACUGUAAAGAACACAUAGAAGACUUUAAACAGUUUGAACCUAAUGACUUUUAUUUGAAAAACACUACAUGGGAGGAUGUAGGACUAUGGGACCCUUCGCUUACAAAAAACCAGGACUAUCGGACAAAACCUUUUUGCUGCAGCGCUUGCCCAUUUUCUUCAAAAUUUUUCUCUGCCUACAAAAGUCAUUUCCGGAAUGUCCAUAGUGAAGACUUUGAAAAUAGGAUUCUCCUUAAUUGCCCCUAUUGUACGUUCAAUGCAGACAAAAAGACUUUGGAAACACACAUUAAAAUAUUUCAUGCUCCAAACGCCAGCGCACCAAGUAGCAGCCUCAGCACUUUCAAAGAUAAAAGCAAAAGUGAUGGCCUUAAACCUAAGCAGGCUGACAGUGUAGAGCAAGCUGUUUAUUACUGUAAGAAGUGCACUUACCGAGAUCCUCUUUAUGAAAUAGUCAGGAAGCACAUUUACAGGGAACACUUUCAGCAUGUGGCAGCGCCUUACAUAGCAAAGGCAGGAGAGAAGUCGCUCAACGGUGCAGUCCCCUUGGGCGCAAACGCCCGGGAGGAGAGCAGUAUUCACUGCAAGCGAUGCCUUUUUAUGCCAAAGUCUUAUGAAGCUUUGGUACAACAUGUCAUUGAAGACCACGAACGCAUAGGCUAUCAGGUCACUGCCAUGAUUGGUCACACAAAUGUGGUGGUUCCCCGAUCCAAACCCUUGAUGCUAAUUGCUCCCAAACCUCAAGAGAAGAAGGGCAUGGGACUCCAAUCAAGAAUUGGUUCCCUCGCUUCUGGAAACGUACGGUCUUUGCCAUCACAGCAGAUGGUGAAUCGACUCUCAAUACCAAAGCCUAACUUAAAUUCCACAGGUGUCAACAUGAUGUCCAAUGUUCACCUGCAGCAGAACAACUACGGAGUCAAAUCUGUAGGCCAGGGCUAUGGCGUUGGUCAGUCAAUGAGACUGGGGCUAGGUGGCAACGCACCGGUUUCCAUCCCUCAACAGUCUCAGUCUGUGAAGCAGUUGCUUCCAAGUGGCAAUGGAAGAUCUUACGGUCUUGGGUCAGAGCAGAGGACCCAGGCGCCAGCAAGAUACUCACUGCAGUCUCCGAAUGCCCCGUCUCUCUCUUCAGGCCAGUUAAAGUCUCCUUCCCUCUCCCAGUCACAGGCAUCCAGAGUAUUAGGUCAGUCCAGCUCCAAGCCAACUGCAGCUGCCACUGGCCCUCCACCACCCAAUACUUCCUCAACUCAGAAGUGGAAAAUAUGUACAAUCUGUAAUGAGCUUUUUCCUGAAAAUGUAUAUAGCGUGCACUUCGAAAAAGAACAUAAAGCUGAGAAAGUCCCAGCAGUAGCCAACUACAUUAUGAAAAUACACAAUUUCACUAGCAAAUGCCUCUACUGUAAUCGCUAUUUGCCCACAGACACUCUGCUCAACCAUAUGCUGAUUCAUGGUCUGUCCUGUCCGUAUUGCCGGUCAACCUUCAAUGACGUGGAAAAGAUGGCGGCUCAUAUGCGGAUGGUUCACGUGGACGAAGAGAUGGGACCUAAAACAGAUUCUACUCUGAGUUUUGAUCUGACAUUGCAGCAGGGUAGUCACACUAACAUCCAUCUCCUUGUCACCACGUAUAACCUGCGGGAUGCUCCUGCUGAGUCUGUUGCUUACCAUGCCCAAAACAACCCACCCAUCCCUCCAAAGCCACAGCCAAAAGUGCAGGAAAAGGCAGAUAUCCCUGUUAAAAGCUCACCUCAAGCUGCAGUGCCCUAUAAAAAGGAUGUCGGGAAAACCCUUUGCCCUCUUUGCUUUUCAAUCCUGAAAGGACCCAUAUCCGAUGCACUUGCACAUCACUUGCGAGAGAGGCACCAGGUGAUUCAGACGGUUCAUCCGGUGGAGAAGAAGCUGACCUACAAGUGCAUCCACUGCCUCGGCGUGUACACCAGCAACAUGACCGCCUCGACCAUCACCCUGCAUCUGGUUCACUGCAGGGGCGUGGGGAAGACCCAGAACGGCCAAGACAAGACAAACGCACCCUCGCGGCUCAACCAGUCUCCAGGCCUGGCACCUGUGAAGCGCACUUACGAGCAGAUGGAGUUUCCCUUGCUGAAGAAGCGAAAGCUGGAUGAAGAUAGCGACUCACCAGGCUUCUUUGAAGAGAAGCCUGAGGAGCCUGUUGUUUUAGCUUUAGACCCUAAGGGUCAUGAAGAUGAUUCCUAUGAAGCCAGGAAAAGCUUCCUAACAAAAUAUUUCAACAAACAACCCUAUCCCACCAGGAGAGAAAUUGAGAAGCUGGCGGCAAGCUUAUGGUUGUGGAAGAGUGACAUUGCUUCCCAUUUUAGUAACAAGAGGAAGAAGUGUGUCAGAGACUGUGAAAAGUACAAGCCUGGUGUGUUGCUGGGCUUCAACAUGAAAGAGUUAAACAAAGUUAAGCAUGAGAUGGAUUUUGAUGCUGAGUGGCUAUUUGAAAACCAUGAUGAGAAGGAUUCCAGAGUCCAUGCUAGUAAAACAGCGGACAAAAAGCUCAGUCUCGGGAAGGAAGAUGACAGUUCCUCAGACAGUUUUGAAAAUUUGGAGGAAGAAUCCAAUGGAAGUGAUAGCCCUUUUGACCCUGUUUUUGAAGUUGAGCCUAAAGUCCCUAAUGAUAACCCAGAGGAACACAUACCGAAGGUAAUUUCUGAAGAUGCUUUAGAAUCUGAGAAGCUAGACCAAAAAGAGGAGGAUGGUUCAAAAUAUGAAACUAUUCAUUUGACUGAGGAGCCAACCAAACUAACGCAUGAUGCCUCUGAUAGUGAGGCUGACCAAGAUGAUGUUGUCGAGUGGAAAGAUGGUGCUUCUCCAUCUGAGAGCGGCCCUGGUUCCCAACAAGUGUCAGACUUUGAGGACAACACGUGUGAGAUGAAAACAGGAACCUGGUCUGAUGAGUCUUCCCAGAGUGAAGACGCAAGGAGCAGUAAGCCAGCUGCCAAAAAAAAGGCUACUGUGCAAGGUGACAGAGAGCAGUUGAAGUGGAAGAAUAGUUCCUAUGGAAAAGUUGAAGGGUUUUGGUCCAAGGACCAGUCACAGUGGAAGAAUGCAACUGAAAAUGAUGAGCGCUUAUCCAACCCACAGAUUGAGUGGCAGAACAGCACAAUUGACAGUGAGGAUGGGGAGCAGUUUGACAACAUGACUGAUGGGGUGGCUGAACCCAUGCACGGCAGCUUGACGGGGGUUAAACUGAGCAGCCAGCAGGCUUGAGGGCUGACCUCUCUGGCUUUGGUGACAAAUGCUGCAGCCUGGAACGCUGUUCUCCUUUCAGUUAUGACUGCAAAGCUGUGUUCUAACUGGUACUGCCUUUUGAGUGUCGGGUCAUCAGGCGGUGGGGACAUGUGGCCACUCCAAUCCCAGUGGUUAUUUCUAAGUCUGUGACACAUGAUUGGCUGAUCUUGCUUUAGAACACUCUGUGACAGACACAGUAACUAAAUGUGAAAAACCAAUAAGCUGGUGGCUCAUGAACGCACACAAGAAAAAGCAGAGGUUUGUUUUAUCUGCCUUCUCAACAUUUCUUUCCCUCUGUAAAACAAUGUCUGGUUGGACGUCCUUGAGAAGCGUUCUCCUGAUUAAAAUGGUAGUGUAGGGCCAACACACAAGCUACCAGUCCAGUGUGUACAGUAGACUUUGGGGAAAUCAAUUUUUUUUCAUGUAUUCAUUCUGAAUAGUUGAAAUGUAUAUUUGUACAGUCUUUUAGACCUAUUCAAGUGAUGCUUAUGAUAUUGUUAUUGUGUACCCACCAUAGAUUUGUUUCUUUUUUUAGUGUUGCCCUUGCUGUGUAAUAAGCGCUGUAUCUAGUUGACCUAGCAAAAGCCUGAAACUACGCUAGUGUGGACUUCGGGACAGACUUAGUUUUUGCACAUAACCUUGUACAAUCUCGCGACAGAGGCCAGCCACAUAAGAUAUAUAUCUGGACUCUUGUAUUAUAGAAUUUUUCUUGUUCUGAAUAUCCUUGACAUGACAGCUGACAAAAACAAAAACUGGCAUUUCAGAUGUUUUCUGAAAUCUUUUAAGCUAAAAAUCACAUGCAAGAAUUGACUUUGCAGCUACUAAUUUUGACACCUUUUAGAUCUGUAUGGAAGUGUGUUGUGUUGAAGCAGCAGACCAAUGAGUGCUGCUUUUUGGAUAUUUAGUUUUAUCUUUAGUUAAACACCACCCUGGUGUAUUCAUUUAUACCAUCUAAUAUAUGACACACUGUUGUAGUAUGUAUAAUUUUGUGAUCUUUAUUUCCCUUUGUAUUCAUUUUAAGCAUCUAAAUAAAUUGCUGUAUUGUGCUUAAUGUAAAUACUUGCUUUCUUACACCUUCCUGUCCUGUGUGUCGGAUAGGUCUUAUACCAGUUGAUGCCAUGGCUUCCUCAUCAGAGAUGGAGGCACAGCCACUGAGGAAACUUGUGGAAGACCAAGAAUGGCAUAACAGACGCUUUCUUUCCAGGCUCCUGUUGCAAAUUCUUUGGUUCAGUUUGGCUUUUGUCUUUUACCUUUUUAAUCACUAAAAUAAACAUCCUUGAAUUUUUUCAAUUCCCCCGUUGUCAAGGAUCAGAACCUGCUUAGAUAUGUAAAUGUCUCAGUGAUAAAGGAUGUAAACAUAAAUAAGCAUUGGUUUGCAAGCAGAAUCUUAAUACCCUGGUGUUCUUUCUUCUAAAUGAAGUCCAUAGUAGUUUUCACCGUAUAAUGGGAACAGUUGUACUAACCAGGGAACUACUCUCUGCUUUUAUUUUAACUCUGGACCAUCUUCCUAUUAAGAGAAAGGCUUUGGAGAGCACGCGUUCUGGGGGCUGUCAAGAUGCAGGAGCUGGUAGGGUGCAAGUGACCCCGUACCACAGAACAGGGAGUUAGGAGGUGGCAGAAGUGGUCCAGUGCGUUUGGUGGUGAUAACGUGAUGGGAUGGAUGCUCUUUUAGUCCAUGCGGAGGCUGGUCAGUCACCUUUCAGGGACAUCUGCCUAAAGAGUUCUGUAGAGUGGCUAGUUUCCGUGAUCUCUAAGACUCCAGAAAGUUCAGCUUAACGCUUUUGUUACCUGAGAGCAAAAGUUUGACCAGCCUCCCCCCAGAAUGUGACGUCAUGCCUCGCAGAACAAUGCAGGAGAAAGCACAAGAAUGGACUAGAACCUUUAGGGUGUUUGGGGCUGGCACAGAGCUUUUUUUUUUUUUUGGAGCUAUUUUAAAUCUGUCUCACAGAUUACAAAUGCUGUGGACAUCCAAGAUGCUACAGAUUACCUAAUCAGAAAAGGUGGCGUUGAGAACAUGGCUUACCUGAGGAUAGUAAUACCAGCUGCAUUUAAGCCAUCUCACAUUUCCUUUGAAAUUACUCUGCCUAAUAGGAAGAAUUUAGCCUGGCCUUACGAGUCCUACAUGAACUACUAGUGAGACUUGUGCAGAAUAGGGGUGAGGGUGGAGAGGUGCGCUCCGGGCUGGACAUUUGAGCAGGGAGAGAUGAGUACACUUCCUUGCUGUGGUGGUGUGAGUGGGCCUUGUCAGCAUGGGGAAGAGAGUUGAGCCACCUAAGAACUGGAAAUAAAGAUUCCCCAGUAAGAACUAUUGGAGAAGUCCUGAAAGUGUCUCAAUAAAAGCCAUUUUAAAACAA
Molecule: messenger RNA, 7605 nt
Organism: Cervus elaphus (red deer)
Lineage: Eukaryota; Metazoa; Chordata; Mammalia; Artiodactyla; Cervidae
Gene: ADNP
Product: activity dependent neuroprotector homeobox
Exons: 4
Coding region: 1922-5230 (1102 amino acids)
Biological process (GO): regulation of gene expression
Cellular component (GO): nucleus
Molecular function (GO): DNA binding
Source: RefSeq, a predicted model, not a curated record